Molecule: messenger RNA, 288 nt
Organism: Debaryomyces hansenii CBS767
Lineage: Eukaryota; Fungi; Ascomycota; Pichiomycetes; Serinales; Debaryomycetaceae
Product: DEHA2G22836p
Exons: 1
Coding region: 1-288 (95 amino acids)
Source: RefSeq, a predicted model, not a curated record
AUGUCAGUCAAUCCCAAAUUGCAUGAAAUAUUAUCCAAUUUUCCUGAAAAAUAUGGAAAGGAGCACGAACAGAAGCGGCGUACGGUGAGGACAGAUAAGAAUGUUGAAGUUGCUAAUGCACAAAUGAUCUCAGAUACAAGAUCGCGCUUACAGGAGCAUAUAGUACAUAACUCUGAGUCUAAUUCGACAGUAGUUGUUAGUAGCCUCCCGGAGUUGAUAGCAUUAGAUCCUGAUUUGGUUGCAGAGCAGGAGAAGAAGAAAAGGAAGCUAAGAAAAUCAUUGAAUUAA